Diaporthe amygdali is the source of this 1326-nucleotide messenger RNA. RefSeq lists its product as uncharacterized. Gene Ontology annotation, molecular function: glycosyltransferase activity. Lineage: Eukaryota; Fungi; Ascomycota; Sordariomycetes; Diaporthales; Diaporthaceae. The record is from RefSeq and is a predicted model, not a curated record. The transcript has a single exon. Bases 1 to 1326 code for a protein of 441 amino acids.
AUGGACUUGCAACUCGCACCCGGCAUUGUUGUCCUCAACAAGAGGUACUUCUGCCGAAAUACUCUUGUUGCGGCACAAGUCGGUGCCAGCUCCUUCACUUUCGCUGUCCUUCGUGUUCUUCUCGAUUGUAAUAUCCUGUCUGCUAUUGUGUUGUAUAGCCGAGAUGAGCAGUUGUCUACCGUUCGUUGUGAAGUCGAAGAGGACUGGGACGGUGUCGUUGUCGUCGCCUUAUAUUUCAACUUCCGGAUGAACAAGAUCCGGAUUGCUACGAGUCUCAGAGACGCGUUUCGGCUCGCCUCUAGCAAGAGGGAUAAGCAGCCGCAUCCUAUUGUCUACUACCAGACCGAUACACUCCUUCAUUAUCACCCUCAAGGCUAUCAUUUUUGUGUCACACACCACGGGCCUUUUGCUUCACAUUUCGCUCAGGAAUUCUCCCCUGACCUUGCGCGACUAUCCUUCGGUGGUGCUCAAGACAAAGCCGACAUUCUCUGCCGGCGGCAACAGCUUGGCAUCCAGCGCCUGCUCCAAGACAAUCAGGGUCAUGUCCUCGCUCAUUCGAGACUCCAACAACGCAUCUUGGAGAAUGCAGGACUCCACAGUACCCGAUUCACAUACCUCCACCCGCCAAUUGGAGUCCCCCUGUGCAAUGAUCCCAUAAUCUUGCCUAAGGCGAUGCAGGAUUUCAUCUACGGAACAAGUCUCCUCCUUCUCACCGCCGUGGCGCGUCUGGACUACUUCAAAAAUGUCGAGCUGCUAGUUCAAUCCGGCCUCGAACUUCUCGAAAUGGGCGUCACAGUCAGAACCCUCGUCGUCGGAGACCCAGAGGAUGACAGCUCCCGCCGCAGAGCUCUUCUCGAAUCGGUUCCGGCCGAGAAGCGCUCUCUCUUCAUGGUGUACCCCAGGCUUGCCAAGGGCCAGCUCUACGCGCUCUUCGCAGCUGCGCGACAGAACGGCGUUUUCAUCUGCCCGUCGCGGUACGAGACCCUCGGCAUCACGCCCCUCGAAGCGGCUGCCAGCGGGGUGACCACCCUGGUGACGGAGACUCCCAAUGUCGAGGCACUGACCUUCAUGCCUGCGGCCUGCCGAGUACCACAGGACAAGUCUUGCAUCGCUGCGAAAGUGAAAGCCAUCUACCUCGAAGGAGUUCCUGUCUGGGCGAAGACAGUCAAGCGCCAUGUGCGACCCGCAACUUCGCUUGAGGGUUUCCGCGAUGAUUUAUUGACUGCCUGGGCCGAGAUGUCGGGAGCGAGUAUAUUGAACACUACACGUCAGGCUGAUACCCAGGGCGAUCAAUCAGUCCGAAAUACUAAACUUGCAGUAUUGUAA